Musca domestica (house fly) is the source of this 438-nucleotide messenger RNA. RefSeq names its product sarcotoxin-1C. Gene Ontology annotation, biological process: antibacterial humoral response; defense response to Gram-positive bacterium; defense response to Gram-negative bacterium. Gene Ontology annotation, cellular component: extracellular region. The record is from RefSeq and is a predicted model, not a curated record. Bases 97 to 291 code for a protein of 64 amino acids. NCBI's taxonomy places the organism in Eukaryota, Metazoa, Arthropoda, Insecta, Diptera, Muscidae. The transcript is spliced from 2 exons.
AGUUGAGUGCGUCAUCAGUUUGUCAUCGAACACAGAGCAAAGUAAAGCUUAAACACAACCACAAUUCCUUUUCGAUACGUACAAAAGAAUAUCAGAAUGAACUUUAGCAAAAUCUUUCUCUUGGUUGCCGCUGUUUUGGCUAUCUUUGUUAGUCACAGCCAAGCGGGAUGGUUAAAAAAGAUUGGCAAAAAAAUUGAACGUGUUGGCCAGCACACGCGUGAUGCUACCAUUCAAGCCAUUGGCGUUGCCCAGCAGGCAGCGAAUGUAGCUGCAACGUUGAAGGGGAAAUAAAUCAAUAUUUUUUAUUUUAUAACAAGAACUGUUAGCAUAAGUAGAUGAAUAAGUUAUUUUUAUAAACAAACUCAAUGCAAAAAUUGUAAAUUUUUUGGAUAUUAAAAAAUGAAAAGCCAUCAAGGAAAAUAAAAAUGUAAAAAAGUA